Messenger RNA from Postia placenta MAD-698-R-SB12, 801 nucleotides. RefSeq lists its product as hypothetical. NCBI's taxonomy places the organism in Eukaryota, Fungi, Basidiomycota, Agaricomycetes, Polyporales, Adustoporiaceae. Bases 1 to 801 code for a protein of 266 amino acids. The record is from RefSeq and is a predicted model, not a curated record. The transcript is spliced from 2 exons.
AUGUCCUCCACCCUCCCGUUUCUCGACCAGUUCAAUGCCCCCUCAACCGAGGGCAGAAAGAGGAUUUCGAUCUACACCCCUAAGCACACCCAUGUUGGCAACAGCACUUUGCUGACACUACUUCUCAGUAACCCCACCGACGUCUUCAAUAAACUCAAAGCCCACAACCCCGAGGCAACCAAUGCCACCGACCGCGUAGCACUGGAAGCGUACCUCUCCGCCCGCCAUGAAUACGAUGAGGCUGUCAAGGCAGCCGACAAGGCCAUCAACCACCACAAGCGACUCCUACGUCAACAGGAUGACCGAGUCCUCACCGAGCUCAUUCGACUCGACAAUCUGAAAGUUGCCCAUCGCUUUCAACCGCUCCUACCGCACAGCAUCCGGGUGCGACACAACAAAUUCAUCCCGCGCGCCAUCCCCAACGCGUACCUACCCCUACCCACACCCCUACCAAUGUCUGCCUUCAGGCGGCCCCCGAUCCCAUCCCCUUUCCUCCAAGCAACACCACGAAGCACUACUAUCCCGGCUGACUGGCAACCCAACCCUGGGCUGAUGAAGCAACAUGUAUCUGCACCACCUGAAGAACCUGCGCGACGUGUGGGGGUGGUCGUCGACAACGUGUUCCUCGAGGGAAUCAUCAACGAGGCAAAGGAGAGGAAGGAAAGAGAGAGGCAGACAAAGGCGGUACCCAUCCCUCCACCGCGUAGUGCUAACCCCGAACCCCCAGCCAGCCCCGUCGCAGGACCCUCAUGCCCCCGCCCCGAUACACCCAUUGUCUUUCACAAAGUCGACCCCGACUAG